UUUCUCCAGCUCAGACGCAUACCUAACCGUCUCUCUGUCUCUCUGCAGCAUCUGUCUUUUUCACUCCAAUCAACUAUCAAAGCAAUUAUCUUCCCUUUGCUAAUUUUAGUUUUUCUCUCAUUAAGAAAACACAAGGUGCAAAAGCUUGAGAAAGCCAAAGCAAGAAAACAGAGGUGGUUCGUAGCCCUGUAAGAUAAGAGAGAGAUCUGAAGAUAAAGUAAGGGAAGAAAGAAAAAUGAGUUUCAGGGAUGACAGUGAAGAUGGAAGGGGAGAUAUACGGAAACCAUUUUUACACACAGGGAGUUGGUACCGUAUGAGCUCAAGACAAUCUAGCAUGAUGGGCUCUUCUCAGGCCAUUCGUGAUAACUCUAUCUCUGUCGUUGCUUGCGUCUUGAUUGUCGCUUUGGGCCCCAUCCAAUUCGGUUUCACCUCUGGUUACUCUUCACCAACUCAAGCUUCAAUAAUGGCGGAUCUUGGACUCACAGUAUCCGAGUUCUCUUUAUUUGGUUCACUGUCAAAUGUGGGUGCUAUGGUUGGUGCUAUAGCCAGUGGUCAAAUUGCGGAGUAUAUUGGACGAAAAGGGUCUUUAAUGAUUGCUGCUAUUCCUAAUAUUAUUGGAUGGCUAGCUAUAUCCUUUGCCAAAGAUUCUUCAUUUCUAUAUAUGGGAAGGUUAUUGGAAGGUUUUGGUGUGGGAAUUAUCUCUUACACGGUGCCUGUGUACAUAGCAGAGAUAGCACCUCAAAACUUGAGAGGGGCGUUGGGUUCGGUGAAUCAGCUCUCUGUGACGAUUGGAAUCAUGCUUGCUUAUCUGCUUGGAUUGUUUGUUGAAUGGAGAAUACUUGCUGUUUUGGGGAUAUUGCCGUGUACAAUUUUGAUACCAGGCCUGUUCUUCAUUCCAGAAUCUCCUCGUUGGCUGGCUAAAAUGGGCAUGACAGAAGAUUUUGAAUCUUCGUUGCAAGUUCUUCGGGGUUUUGAUACUGAUAUAUCUGUUGAAGUGCAUGAAAUCAAGAGAGCUUUAGCAUCAACAAGUAGAAGGAAUACAAUCCGAUUUGCAGAGCUCAAGCGUAAACGAUAUUGGUUCCCUUUAACGGUUGGAAUUGGAUUACUUGUCCUGCAGCAGCUUAGUGGAAUUAAUGGCGUUCUAUUCUAUUCGAGUAACAUUUUUGCAACUGCUGGGAUUAAAAGUAGCAAUGUGGCUACAGUUGGGGUUGGUGCCAUUCAGGUGAUUGCAACUGCAGUUACAACAUGGUUGGUAGAUAGAACGGGUCGCCGGCUUCUGCUUAUAGUCUCCACUUCUGGGAUGACUAUCAGUCUCCUAAUUGUUGCUGUAUCGUUUUUUGUGAAGGGGUUUGUGCCGGAAGACUCUAGUUUGUAUAGCAUAUUGGGGAUCUUGUCAGUAGUUGGAGUUGUGGCCAUGGUAGCUACCUUCUCUUUGGGAAUGGGACCCAUCCCGUGGGUAAUAAUGUCGGAGAUUCUUCCGGUCAACAUUAAGAGCCUUGCUGGAAGUGUAGCAACACUAGCCAACUGGCUGAUCUCCUUUUUGGUCACAAUGACUGCAAAUUUGCUCUUGGAUUGGAGUACCGGAGGAACUUUUAUCAUUUACUCGGUCGUGAGUGCUUUUGCUGUGGUAUUUGUGAGUAUGUGGGUUCCUGAGACGAAAGGAAGAACAUUGGAGGAAAUUCAAACCUCCUUCAGAUGAGGUCUUCUUGGUUUUUGUUUGUAAGAAAUCAUUCUUUCUUUUUUCCAUUGAAAGAAGCCAAUCUUGGCAUUUCCCAUUUGUAUCAAUCUUGUUGAAUGUGCUGACAAAUACGAUAAAAAUUUUCCCAGCAGAAAAUGAAUUGAGUUAUAUGGUUAGUGAAA
Populus nigra (black poplar) is the source of this 1860-nucleotide messenger RNA. RefSeq names its product sugar transporter ERD6-like 6. The coding region runs from base 236 to 1699 and encodes 487 amino acids. Gene Ontology annotation, cellular component: membrane. The transcript has 18 exons. Lineage: Eukaryota; Viridiplantae; Streptophyta; Magnoliopsida; Malpighiales; Salicaceae. Gene Ontology annotation, biological process: carbohydrate transport; transmembrane transport. The record is from RefSeq and is a predicted model, not a curated record. Gene Ontology annotation, molecular function: sugar transmembrane transporter activity.